AUGCCAAAGUUGCCUGAGUUUAACACUGCAAUUGACAUGGCCAAACCCAAAUUCAACUUAGGAUUAUCCUUUCCGUCUGGUGCAGUGUUUAAGAAAGCAGUAAGAGAGUAUUCAAUACAAAACAGGAAGGAUAUAUUCUUUAAGAAGAAUGGCCCGCACAGGGUUAGAGCACAAUGUAAGGGUGUAAACUAUCCUUGGUAUUUAGAGGAGUUCAAGAUCAAUGAGAAGUUGGGUGUUUCCUCUUUCGUGCACAAAGUUAACAAAGACCAUGUGCUAGACAUAACAAGGGACAAGGCAUACAAAGCUCGACUUUUAGCAACAAAAGCCAUUGAAGGAAGCUAUGAAGAGCAGUAUGAUGCUCUUUGGGACUAUGUCGAGGAGAUUAAAAACACCAAUAGGGGUUCUAUUGUGGAAUUUUUGACAGAACCAAGUGAGAAUGGAAAACCAAGGUUCAAGAGGAUGUAUUUAUGCUUUGCUGGGUUGAGGGAAGGUUUCAAUGGAGGAUGUAGACCAAUGAUUGGUUUAGAUGGAGCUCACAUUAAAGGGGUUCAUCCUGGGCAACUUUUGAUUGGAAUAGAUGGAAACAACCAGAUGUAUCCUGUUGACAUUGCCGUGGUUGAAAUAGAGAACAAGGACUCAUGGAGUUGGUUUCCCAAUCUACUUAGAGUUGACUUGAUAAUUGAGAACUCUAAUCACUGGACCUUCAUAACAGACAAGCAAAAAGGAUUGGAGCAAGCUUUGAAGGGAAUGUGGGAUGAAGGGAUACCUGAGGCCGAGCAUCGACAUUGUGCUCGACACUUGGAGAAGAACUUCAUUAAGGUGUUCAUGGAUAAAAUCCUUAAAGACUUAUUAUGGAAGGCUACUAGAGAAGUGACUGUUAGAAGGUUUGAAGUUGUGAUGAAGGAGAUUAGAAUGGUCAAUGAAGCAACUUAUGAGUGGUUAAUGGCUAUAGGACUAAAACACUGA
Humulus lupulus (European hop) is the source of this 966-nucleotide messenger RNA. RefSeq lists its product as uncharacterized. Lineage: Eukaryota; Viridiplantae; Streptophyta; Magnoliopsida; Rosales; Cannabaceae. The record is from RefSeq and is a predicted model, not a curated record. The transcript has 2 exons. Bases 1 to 966 code for a protein of 321 amino acids.